Molecule: messenger RNA, 1410 nt
Organism: Cordyceps militaris CM01
Lineage: Eukaryota; Fungi; Ascomycota; Sordariomycetes; Hypocreales; Cordycipitaceae
Exons: 5
Coding region: 1-1410 (469 amino acids)
Biological process (GO): transport
Molecular function (GO): transporter activity
Source: RefSeq, a predicted model, not a curated record
AUGGCUCGCCGCGAGCCCAAUCCCGGAUUUGCGCUACUCGACACUACUCACAACAAACCGGCCAACAUGUUAGGCAUCGGCGACGACGACGAUGGCGAUUCGUGCCCCACGCACAACCUCACUUCCCGCGCCAACAAGACUUUUGUUGCCGGUCUCACAUUUCAAGAAUUCAACCGCAUCCUCGCAGGGGCCUGCACAGCGCUGGCCUGCAUCGUCAGCUUCCUUCACUUGUGGCGCCAUGCCACUCAUCUAUCGGUGCCCCGUCAGCAGGUCAAGGUCCUGAGAGUCAUUUCGCUCGUGCCCCUCUACGCCAUUGUCAACCUGCUCUGCAUCUGCUUCCCCCAGGCCCAAGUCUACCUCGACCCAAUCCUCGAGCUUCUCCAAGCACUCUGCCUGGCCUCCUACUUUAUGCUUCUCUGCGAGUACAUUUCGCCCCACGACGAAGGUCGCGAUGGCUUCUUCUCGCAGAUUGAGAUCAAGGACAAGAAGGCCGACGGUGGUGUUGUCCAGGAUGGUGUCAAGUGGUUCGCUCAACGCUGCUUCAUGAUCUUCCAGUACCCCGUCAUUGCCCUUGGCGUCGCCGUUGCCACCAUUGUCACCCAGGUCGCGGGCGUCUACUGCCAGUUUGAAAGCAAGACCAACUUUGCCAAGCUGUGGCUCAGCAUCGCCACCGCGCUCUCCUCCGGUCUGGCCAUUGCUGCCGUGCUGCUGGUCGCCGUACAGCUCAAGACGCACAUGCCUAACCUCAAGCCCAUGACCAAGCUCAUUGCCAUCAAGCUUGUCGUCGGCCUCGCCUUUCUCCAGCAGAUUCUCUUUUGGAUCCUGCAGAGCACUCACGUCCUCAAAGAGACCGACACCCUCACCUACGCCGACCUGCACUACGGCAUCCCCUCGCUCCUCAGCUGCUUGGAGAUGGUACCUAUUUCCUUUGUCGUUCUCUGGGCCUACCCCGUCGGCCCCUACAAGCUCGAGUCUCUGGUCGCCCGCGGCGCCGAGCGUGGCGAGACUCAGCACUGGGCGCCCACCUCGUACCAGGGCGGCUUCCUCGGCAUCUGGGCGUUUCUCAGUAUGCUCAACCCCGUUGAUGUCAUCAAGGCCACCUUUGCCGCUGUUGGCGUCGGUGCCCGCGACUACGCCUCGGCCAAGAUGAACCGCAGAGACAACGGGAGCAAGACCUAUGCGACUGGUCCUGGCUACCAGCAGCCCCCAAACCAAUACCGCCACGAUUACCAGGGCCAGUCUCGAGGCCAGUCCCGGGGCCCUGCUGGGCUUGCCCGCGAAGCCUUGCAUCAAUUUCGCGACGGCCACAGCAAUGGUCAGGGCCGCCAAAAUGGUCGAGCCUACGACCACGCCCGUGGCAACUCGUACAAUGAAUACCACGAGUCAUACCCCAUGAAUCAGCGACGAUAG